Molecule: messenger RNA, 8920 nt
Organism: Petromyzon marinus (sea lamprey)
Lineage: Eukaryota; Metazoa; Chordata; Hyperoartia; Petromyzontiformes; Petromyzontidae
Product: low-density lipoprotein receptor-related protein 6-like
Biological process (GO): nervous system development
Molecular function (GO): protein binding
Source: RefSeq, a predicted model, not a curated record
AUCUCCACGCGAAUCCCUCCACCUCUAAAGUAACGCGGCCGAGGAAGGGCUGUGCCGCGGCACAUACGGCAACGGCAAAAGAAGUACCGCGGGGGGUGUGAAAGUAGCGCGGGUCGCGCUGGGUUCAACUUCGCUCCGCGUCCGAUACAUUUUUUUGUAUCUCCCCCCCUCCUCCUUCGACGACGACGACGAAGAAGAAAUUUGUGGGGUUUUUUUGGUGUGUCGCUACCCAAUUUUCCCUUCCUCGAUCCAAAGGGGAAUGCUGAUCGCGGCGGCGCGGGCUGCGUGCUGAUCGGAGCCCACGAUGUGGCCGCUUCUGCGACUCCUGCUGCUGCUGGUGGUGGCGACUCCGCUUGCCGAGCUGGCGGGAGGCUCCACAGCACCACCACCACCGCUGCUCCUCUUCGCCAACCGUCGUGACGUUCGACUUGUGGCGACCACACGCCCAGACGGCGCUGCGGGUCCCCCCGCGAUUGGCGGUGGUGGCGGCGGCGGCAGCAGCAGCGGUGUCGGCGCCAGCGUUGCCAACUCCACGGUGGUGGUGGUGGGUGGCCUGGAAGACGCCGUUGCCGUGGACUUCCUGUUUGGAGAGUCCGCUGUCUAUUGGACGGACCUGGGCGAGGAGGCCAUCAAGCGAGCGUCCAUCGUCAAUGGGACGGCAUGGGGGGGAGCGGCGGGCGCGCCGCCGUCGGCGGGGGCCGGCGCGUGGCCGCAAGUGACGAUCGUGGCGACGGGGCUGGUGUCGCCGGAUGGGCUGGCGUGCGACUGGCUGGGGCGCAAGCUCUACUGGACCGACUCGGAGACGAACCGCGUGGAGCUGGCCGAGCUGGAUGGCUCGCACCGCAAGGUGCUUGUGUGGCAGGACCUGGACCAGCCGCGCGCCAUCGCGCUGCACCCGGCACAGGGAUUCAUGUACUGGACGGACUGGGGCGAGGUGCCGAAGAUCGAGAGGGCGGGCAUGGACGGCACGUCGCGCUCCGUGCUCAUCGUCGACAACAUCUACUGGCCCAACGGCCUCACGCUCGACUACGACAGUGGCAAGCUGUACUGGGCCGACGCCAAGCUCAACUACAUCCACCGGUGCAACCUGGACGGCUCCUUCCGGCAAGACGUGAUCGCGGGGAACCUACCGCACCCGUUUGCGCUCACGGUGUUUGGCGACACGCUCUACUGGACCGACUGGCAGACGCGCUCCAUCCAGGCGUGCCACAAGGAGACGGGCGAGCGCCGCCAGGAGAUCCUCUCCAACAUCUACUCGCCCAUGGACAUUCACAUCUACAGCGCGCAGCGCCAGCCCGCAGGAUCGAGCCCCUGCGAUCGCGACAAUGGCGGUUGCUCGCACCUGUGCCUGCUGUCGCCGAACAAGCCCUUCUACUCGUGCGCCUGUCCCACCGGCGUGCGGCUCCUGGACAACAACAAGACCUGCCGCAACGGCCCCGCGGAGCUGCUGCUGCUGGCGCGACGCACCGACCUUCGCACCAUCUCGCUGGACACGCCGGACUUCACGGCGGUGAUGCUGCCGCUGGAGGGAGUGCGCCACGCCAUCGCCCUCGACUUCCACCCGGGCGAGCACCACGUCGUCGACCGACACCCGCGCGACGACGCCGCUGCCGCCGGCCCUGACGGCGAAGGCGGCGGUCACGUGUACUGGACGGACGACAACGCCCAGACGAUACGGCGCGCCAGGCUCGACGGCUCCGCCAGCGAGGUGCUCGUCUCGCUGGAGAUCGAGCACCCCGACGGCAUCGCCGUGGACUGGGUGGCGCGCAACCUCUACUGGACCGACACGGGCACAGAUCGCAUCGAGGUGGCGCGCCUCGACGGCUCCAGCCGCCGCGUGCUCGUGAGCGACGGGCUCGACGAACCCAGGGCCAUCGUCCUUGACCCCAUGGCCGGCUACAUGUACUGGAGCGACUGGGGAGAGCUGCCCAAGAUCGAGCGGGCUUACCUGGAUGGGACGGAGCGAUCGGUGCUGGUCAACACCUCCCUCGGCUGGCCCAACGGCCUCGCCCUCGACUACUCCGAGGGCAAGAUCUACUGGGGCGAUGCCAAGACCGACAAGAUUGAGGUGAUGCGCGUGGACGGCACGGGGCGGAAGGUGCUCGUGGAGGACAAGCUGCCGCACAUCUUCGGCUUCAGCCUGCUGGGCGACUGGCUCUAUUGGACCGACUGGCAGCGGCGCUCCAUCGAGCGCGUGCACAAGCGCACGCUGGUGCGCGAGGUCAUCGUCGAGCAGCUGCCCGACCUCAUGGGCCUCAAGGCCACCGGCACGCGGCCGCUGGGAGGUACGAACCCGUGCACCCUCGACAACGGCGGCUGCAGCCACCUGUGCCUGUACCGGCCGGUGGGGCCGCGGUGCGCGUGCCCCAUGGGCCUGGAGCUGCUGGGCGACAUGCACACCUGCAUCUUGCCCGAGGCCUUCCUGCUGUUCUCACGCCGCGCGGACAUCCGCCGCAUCUCGCUCGAGACGAGCCACAACGACGUGGCCAUCCCACUCGCCGGCGUCAAGGAGGCGUCCGCCCUGGACUUCGACGUGAGCGACGGGCGCAUCUACUGGACCGACAUCAGCCUCAAGAUGAUCAGCCGCGCGUACAUGAACGGCAGCUCGCUGGAGCACGUGGUGGAGUUUGGGCUGGACUCGCCCGAGGGCCUCGCCGUCGACUGGCUGGGCCGCAACCUCUACUGGGCCGACACGGGCACCAACCGCAUCGAGGUGGCGCGCCUCGACGGCUCGCACCGCCAGGUGCUCGUGUGGAAGGACCUGGACAACCCGCGCGCCCUCGUUGUGGACCCUGAGGAAGGAUUCAUGUACUGGACGGAGUGGGGCGGCAGCCCGCGCAUCGAGCGGGCGGGCAUGGACGGCUCGGUGCGCGUCACGCUGCUGGGCAACAUGGGGCGCGCCAACGGCCUCACCAUCGACUACGCCGAGCGGCGCCUCUACUGGGCUGACCUCGACACCAACCUCAUCGAGUCGUCCAACAUGCUCGGCACGGGCCGCGAGGUGAUCGCCCAGGACCUGCCGCACCCCUUUGGGCUCACCCAGUACCGCGACCACAUCUACUGGACGGACUGGAGCCGGCGCAGCAUCGAGCGCGCCGACAAGGCCAGCGGCGGCAACCGCACCCUCAUACAGGAGCAGCUGGACUUCGUGAUGGACAUCCUGGUGUUCCACUCGUCUAGGCAGGGCGGCUCGAACUCGUGUGCGGAGGACAGCGGCGGCGCGGGCUGCUCGCACCUCUGCCUGGCGCGCCCGGGCGGGUACACGUGCGCGUGUUCCGCCCACUACACCCUGAAGCUGUCCGAUAACCGCACUUGCGUUCCCCCGAGCUCGUUCCUGCUGUUCAGCCAGCGCAGCAGCGUGAGCCGCAUGGUGCUGGACGAGCAGCAGAGCCCCGACAUGGUGCUGCCCAUCCACCCGAUGCGCAGCGUCCGCGCCCUCGCCUACGACCCCCUCGACCGCCUCCUUUACUGGGUCGACUCGCGGCAGAACGCCAUCCGGCGGGCGCGCGAGGACGGAACGCAGGUGCUGUCUCUGUUGUCGAGCCCCAGCGCGGAGCUGCAGCCGUACGACCUGAGCCUGGACAUGUUCGGCCGCCUGCUCUACUGGACGUGCGAGGCCACCAACGUCAUCAACGUGACGCGCCUCGACGGCCGCCCGCUGGGCGUCGUGCUCAGGGGCCCCGCUGAUCGGCCCCGCGCCAUCGUCGUGAACCCCGAGAGGGGCUACAUGUACUUCACAAACAUGCAGGACCGCCUGCCGCGCAUCGAGCGUGCGUCGCUGGACGGCACGGAGCGCGAGGUGCUCUUCUCCACGGGCCUUGGCCGCCCCGUCGCCCUCGCCAUCGACAACAAACUGGGGCGCCUCUUCUGGGCCGACUCGGAGCUCAAGCGCAUCGAGAGCAGCGACCUGUCUGGGGCCAACCGGCAACUGCUGCAGGACAGCCUGCUGCAGCCGCUGGGACUCACGGUGCUGGGCCAGUACCUGUACUGGAUCGACAGGCAGCCUCAGCUCAUCGAGCGCGCCGAGAAACUGAGCAGCGCCGGGAGGACCAAGAUCCUGGCGCGGGUGUCUCACCUGACGGCUCUGCACGCCGCGCAGGAGCUGGACCCCGUCGCAUACCGGAGCCACCCGUGUGUGCAGGACAACGGAGGCUGCUCGCACUUGUGCAUCGUGAAGGGCGACGGCACGACGCGCUGCUCCUGCCCCGUGCACCUGGUGCUGCAGCAGGACGAGUUGACCUGCGGAGAGCCCCCCACGUGCUCGCCGGACCAGUUUGCGUGCCUGAGCGGCGAGAUCGACUGCAUUCCGCUGGCGUGGCGCUGCGAUGGCUACGCCGAGUGCUCGGACAAGAGCGAUGAGAGCGACUGCCCCGUGUGCCACCCGGACGCCGAGUUCCAGUGCCGCAGCGGGCAGUGCGUGGACGCCGCGCUGCGCUGCAACAAGGAGAAGGAUUGCCAGGACACGUCCGACGAGGAGGACUGCACCGACCCUUGUCUGGCGGACGAGUUCCGCUGCACCAGCGGGCAGUGCGUCAAGAAACUCCACCGCUGCGACGAAAACUACGACUGCAAGGACAGCUCGGAUGAAGUCGGCUGCACUCCCAUCGGCCCUGACGGUGAGAAGUCCGGCGUCGCCGAGUACCCGGUGACGAGCAUCGCGGGCGCCGUCAUCGGCGUCACUCUGGCGCUCAUCGUGCUGGCGGCGCUCUACUUCACGUGCCAGCGCGUCGUGUGCCCGCGCGUCAAGGCCGUCUCGGGCGGGAUCCCGCAGCCCGAGUUCGUGCUCAGCUCCACCGCCGCCGCGGUCGUGGGCCAGUCCCUGGGCGCGCCGUCGGCCAACACCUGCGUGGGCAUCGGCGGAGGCGGGGGCCCUGGCGCCGGCGGUACCGGUAUCGGUAACGGUGGAGUGGGGCAGAAUGGGACGGGGAUGACCAACGGAGGAGGAGUUCCCACGGGCCACGGAACCCUGGGAUACCCGCCGCCGCCGCCGGCCAUGCAGCCGGCGCUCGCAGGAGUGGUACGUGGCGGCAAGAGCUUGCUGAGUGCCGUGAGCCUCACCGGAGGGAGCAGCGGGCCCGGCAUGUACGACCGCAACCACGUCACCGGCGCCUCCUCCAGCAGCACCAGCAGCAAGACGUCCUUCUACCCGAUGAUCCUGAAUCCGCCGCCGUCUCCCGCGACGGUGCGGUCCCAGUACACGACGGCCGAGUACCUCUACUCCAACAGCCCUUCCACCACGCGCUCGUACAGGCACUACCGGGGCCGCAACGUCGCCCCUCCGCCAACGCCGUACAGCACGGACGUGGGCGAGAGCGACUCGGCGCCCGAGCGCCGGCCGCUCACGCGGCCCAAGCGGCCGCGCCGGCCUCCCCCGCAGCACUUUGCUCCGCCGCCCACGCCGCACAGCCAGUACCUGUCGCCCGAGGAGGACAACAACGGCUACGAGGGUUGCCCGCCGUCGCCAGCGACGGAACGCAGCUACUUCGAGCUCUACCCGCCGCCCCCGUCGCCCAACACGGACUCCUGCUGAGCGGGAAGGUCUGGGUUGGAGUUCGGGACGGGGAGGGCGGAUGGAGAACGGCUGCUGCUCCGGGGACUGCGGAGUUGCCUCGAGGAGAAACGGCAACUGUCGCCGGUCGCCGCGGGUCGCCGCUACCGCGAGCCGUUGCCAGACACGGGGACUCCUGCUGAGCGGGAGGGUCUGGGUUGGAGUUUGGGGACGGGGAGGCGGGGGAGGCGAGGUUGGGAGAGCGGCCGGCCCGGCUGUGCAGGACUGCGAGUGACAACCGGAGAAACGGGCGUUGGUUUGUCCUCUCUCCGCGUCGGCCGGCCCUGUUUGAAAGCCGGCCGACCCUCGUGCUGUGCCUAGACGUUCGCUCCGUCCGUCCGUCCGUCCGUCCGUCCAUCGAAGACUGUUGACGCGCUGUACCACGUGCUUUAAUUUUAUAUAAAAUGCAAAAAUAAUAGAAAAAAAUGUAAAGAGAAAAAAAUUAAGAUGUGAGACAGGGAUAACGCCACCCCAACGUCGUGGACUCGUAGCGCCCACACCCGCACCGUCUCGACGGCGGUUUGGUGCUCCUCGUAUUUAUCGUCGCGCACGCUGUCACGAAGAACCAAAGCGGGCCCGUUGUGUGUUUCCCCCCCCCACCACCGCCCCGGAGCAACAAACUCUCCCCGCCACCGGCGCCACGCAGACGGUCGCUCUCCCCCGCGGUGAGAACCAAAGCCUUGGGACCCCGCUGCGAGACAACGGCGGAUCCCUGCGUUGACGGAAUACAAGCGUGGCGGUCGCAGAGGUCCGCUCUGAACAUCCCCCGCCCCCCACACCACGUCGGUGCUGUUGACCGAGCGGACAGAGCGGUCACCCUCCCGGCUCAUCACCAAAAGGGCCCCUUUUUAGUAACUUUGUUGUUUGCUUUUCAUUUUUGGUGUCCACAACGCCCGCCCGCCCAGUCCGCCCGCCCGCCCUGCGGCGACCCGUAACUCUGCACUGGGCCAGAACCGACGGUUUUUAUACUUUUCUCGGUUCCGCGGUUCUGUUGGAACGCGGUCGCCUGUGGCGGCGUGGCAACCGCUCCCGCAGCGUGCGCUGGGGCACUGCCCGGCAUCUCUGCCAGCGCCAGUUUUAUCGUCAGGUCUGAUCUAAAGUUCGAGGGCCCCCCCCCCACCCCCCUGGAAGCUCCCACGAGGGGAGGACACAACGAGCUGAGGCGAGAGAGAGAGAGAAGAGACCCCAUCGUGUGCCCCGUACCGCGUUCUCCGGAGUUGUGACGCACUAUGUUUUAGCCGAUAUUUUAAAUCAAAAGUUGGGUUGGCAGGUGCGUCUUACAAUCCGGCGUGUAACUUUAAUGACAAGCGGGACACAACUUAGGCUGGGGGGGAGGGGGGUGGGGGGGGGUGGCGUCAUUCGUCUUAAGACUUUCUCUCCCGGGGGAGAAUUAGCGGUCACGGGCUGUUGGAAGUCGUCCAUUCCCGUCGGUUGUUUUCACCCCCGCGUGUUACGAUCCCACACCGGGGGUGGGGGGAGGGGGUUGGUUCACGAGAAUCGCUGUCGCGCCCCGCUCGGCGAAUGGACGUCGCGUGCGGGCGCGUCCCAGGCUCCCGACUCUCUCCCCACCGCACCGCGUGUUGUGUGAGUCUCCCCCCCCGCAUGGUUUACCUGACUUGUAAGGGCGAAGAGAUAUGCUGUACAGUAUUUUUAUACAUCUUUUGGGGGGGGGGGAAAUGGGGGGGGGGGGGGAGAUCGUACGUUAAUUUAUAUAAUGGGGUCGGGGUGUGUUUAUGUUUUCAAUCUUCAUACAUAGUAUUUUUAUAUAUAUAAUUCUACGGUACACUACUUAAUUGUAAUAGAGGGAACGUGCUCAAGUUGCGAAUGAAGUUAAGACGCAUUGAAUGCCGGGCCGUAGGGGUGGGGGGGGGGGGUUAAGGAGUUGAAUUGGAAUCUCGUCGUGUCAGCGGUUUAUUUUCGUAAAAAAAACAUGAAAUGAACAGUCUGUGACUCACUGUUGCAUAGUUUUCGUCGCGCUAUUAUUAUUUUACUAAAGAAGUAAGUUAUUGGUUACCAUCCACCAGGGUUUAAGGGUCACCUGUUUAAAAAAAAAAAAAACUGAAUUACCAUGUCGUCUGAUGACCGUGACUGCCCAACAAACUGACCCGUGCCUUGAACUGACCUCCUUUGACCUCCCUUGACCUCCCUGUGACCCCCUCACCAGCUCCAUGUAACUUCCCAGUGUGACGAUGACCUGUGAUACUUGGGGCCGGGUUCGGGUGUUGCUCGCAAGCGGUCUUCCCUUUUUGGUCGGACAUAUUUUUGUUUUGCCCGAUAAGCGUCUCCAACUUUCGACGUGGUCAAGAGGGUCACCACCGUGGCUGUUGCCAUCGAUUCCGCAUCACCUGGGGGCCACCGUUCCCCCCUUCACGCCAUGCUUGUGUUUGGGUUUGUUGUCCUUCCACCGCACCUCCGACUUAGCACGGUUGGCUACGUCCGGUGCGAAAGAAGUUCAACCAACGCGCGUGCACGCGGUCGCGAUGAAGUUAAUGGGCGGGCUUCAUGAAACUUGCAUCCCCGUCACCACCACGUGGCUCUCGGGCUUCCCCUUGUCACACACGCGCACAGUCGACGGCGUUCGACCAAGAACCACCGCUCGCAAGUCUCAUCAUCUGCGCCGCCAGCGUGGCCACUCGUGGUCUACGCCUGUGCCCACGGACCGCUCCGCAGGCUGCCCUUCCUUGCCCCCACCGUGCACGCGUUGCAACCCACCAUCGCGACAUCCUUUCUCUCGAUCGUCGUCACCACCGCUUUCAAAUGGUCGACGUCGCUUAUCGCAUUCCGUGACAUUUCUGAUAUCCCCCCCCCCCCCCAGAAAAAAACAACACGCUUGUAUAGUAAUUAUUUGUUAAAGUGUAGCACCCUUGCGCCAUAGAACAAAACGAAGGACACUACUACACAUGCACCACUCGUCUCUUCUCAACACUAAAGGUGGCGUCUACUCGUAAGCGAAAAGCAGUUAAUGUGGCAUUAUUUUUUCCUCCAGCCGUUUCAUCAACGUGUAAAUGUAAUUCUUGUUGCCUCGGCCUUCUUGAAUAGGAACGGAUGAGAUCGAUGUUCAGGUUGGAAAGCCACGUGGCGGCUUUCACGCGAGGCAGAAUGACUUUCGGGUGCUGCUGUUGCGUUGAAAUUUCCGAAUUUCGCAUGGGAGGGGGGGGGGGAGUUUGUAAAAACGCGCUCUGCGUUGUUUUUUUAAAUUGUCGGGGGUGAUGAACGAACCUGGCCCCAAGACCUCUUUCCGCCCCCCCCCCCCCUCCAUCGCGUCUUCAUUCUCUAAUUGUAACUAUGUAAAUUAGUCUCUGUACAGUAUUGUGUAACUCAACCUUGUAAAGAAAUGAAUGAUUUUUAUAAAGAAAGUUUUAAUGAAACCUC